This is a messenger RNA of Alosa sapidissima (American shad), 7822 nucleotides long. RefSeq names its product FHF complex subunit HOOK interacting protein 1B (gene fhip1b). Gene Ontology annotation, cellular component: FHF complex. Gene Ontology annotation, biological process: early endosome to late endosome transport; endosome organization; endosome to lysosome transport. The record is from RefSeq and is a predicted model, not a curated record. The transcript is spliced from 14 exons. NCBI's taxonomy places the organism in Eukaryota, Metazoa, Chordata, Actinopteri, Clupeiformes, Clupeidae. Bases 741 to 4379 code for a protein of 1212 amino acids.
ACCUUUUUUCAGGAAAAGGCACCUUGUCUGACGUGAUGAGAAUUGAUUUGCUAGCAGCCCUUCUUAGGCUGUUUAUUCCGUAGAAAUCACUGCUCGGCAACCCGAACGCUAAACGUUGAAAAUACUGGAAAUAAAGCAGGACGCUGACGACCGCAAGCGCCGGAGCACAGGCGAGAGCAGCGGCGUGCAGCACGUUACUGAGAGUCCUGGAGGGACUGGAGUUAUGACUCAGAGCCCCUGAGACGCCAUGGAGCUUUAGCUCGCCCAACCAAACCUCAGUUCGAGAGUGUGUCUGUCUGAGAAUGGAGUGGUGCAGGCUGCAGGCUGGAUGACAGGGUCUGCAGGGAUCUCUGACCGCCCUCACCCCCCCCCUCCUCACACCACCUGAUCGCCUGCGCGCCGCCCCGUCUCUGUGCUGACGGGGAUCCGGAGAGACGGCCACACACACACCUUCCUCCCCCACCCCCCUGCCUCCCCUCGGGCCACAGCAUUGCACACUCCAGGGCAACCGUUCCUGCCCCUUUCUCUUCUCUCACCCCUCCACCUGUGUAGGAGGACACUCCACCCCUCUUAUUUUGGGGGUUUCCCUCUCCACCUUUCCCGAGCCCCCCCCUCCCCUCCCUUCCUCCCCUCCUUUUCUCCCCCUGUUCUCUCCUUCCCUCUCCUCUUCCUCAUUUCCCCUCUUCUCUGAUCCUCUCCUCUCUCCCUCUCUCCCCCCUCGGUGAGCGUGUGAGGGCAGAAUGAGCUGGUUAAGUCGGCUGAACCCGCGGGCCGCCGGCUCUAGGUCGGGCCGAAACGCUGCCACCUCCAGCCCCUGCACCGCUGACCCGGAGACCUGCCUCAUGGUCUUCCAGAACCACUGGAGACAGGUGUCGUGGGUGCUGGAGCAGAAGGACUCAAUGUCCAGUGGCGCUGACGACUUGACUGCCGUGAGGAACCACACUGACCAGAUGCUGUGCCUGCUGGCCGAGGAGCGGCCCCAGGACCUCGACCCCGAGGUUCUCUCUUCCUCUUCCUCGUCCUCCUCCUCUUCCUCUGCGGCCGUCUCCAUGGGGCCCAUCUUGGAGUUUGUGGUGUCCGAGCGGGUCCUGGAGCGGCUGGUGGAGUGGCACGUGAGCCGCGGCCUGGACCCCGACAGCCAGGGGGCGCUGCUCAAGCUGUUUGAGAUGCUGAUCGGCCAGUCCCAGCAGCCCCUGCUCCAGCACAUGGCCGUGCUGCAGCCGCUGCUCUGCCUGCUGGCCACCUGCGCCGACCCCCAGCUGGGCUGCCCGCCCGCCCUCGAGGCCAGCCUCGUGCUCCUGCUCAACCAGGUGUGUGUGUGCACAGCGCGGGAGCCCAAGGUGCUGGAGCUCUUGUUCCAAGCGACGCCGGCCCCUCAGGGUCCCACCAACCUGCUCAUCUUCUCCCUGCUGGUGCCCUUCAUCCACCGGCACGGCGCCAUCGGCCAGCAGGCCCGCGACGCCCUGCUGCUCGUCAUGGCAACGUCCGCCAGCAACCAGGCCGUGGCCCAGUACAUCACCGAAAACUCCUACUUCUGCCCGGUUCUGGCCACGGGCCUGAGCGCUCUCUACUCGUCGCUGCCGCGGAAGAUUGAGGUGCGCGGGGACGACUGGCACGCCCUGCGGCGCGAGGACUGGAUGGGCGUGUCCUCACUGGUCCUCUUCAUGAACUCGCUGGAGUUCUGCAACGCUGUGGUGCAGGUGUCUCACCCACUGGUGCGCACUCAGCUGCUUGAUUACGUCCACAAUGGCUUCCUGAUUCCAGUCAUGGGCCCCGCCCUUCACAAGUCAUCUGUCGAUGAGAUGAUUGCCAGCACGGCCUACCUGGACCUCUUCCUGCGCAGCGUCACGGAAACGUCCCUCCUCAAAACCUUCCUGCGUUUCAUCCUGCUGCAUCGCCACGACAACGACACCAUCCUGGACACGCUGCUCACACGCAUCAGCAGCAACUCGCGGUUGUGCAUGGUCUCUCUCAGCCUCUUCAAGACACUGCUGUCCCUCAACUGUGAAGACCUCAUGCUACAGCUCGUUCUCAGGUAUCUGCUGCCAUGCACACAUGUGAUGCUGAGUCAGAGGCGUGCGGUUAGGGAGACAGACAUUUACGGCAAGUCCGCAGACAAGUUCCUCUCCCUCAUCCCGGAGUGCUGCCGCCUCACAACAGUGCCAUCUGGUGAGCGGGAGGAUGAACCCGCCUUUUGGGGGAAAGUCCUGGGCAGCCCCAGCGCUGCUGAGUCUCCAGUCCACCCCAGACCCAGCACGCCGUCCCGUCUGGCCCUCUUCAUCCGCCAGCAGAGUUCGGGCGGCGGCGGCGGCGGGUCGGCCAGCUCACCCACGAGCGCCGACCCCACGCCCUCCUCCCCCCGUGGGGCUCCGGCCGCCCCCCUCUCCCCCGACAGCCCCCUGCACCAGGCCCCGGGCUCCGCAGACGAGCCCAACGGGGAGUCGGGCUACCUGGACUACCUGCAGGACGCUCGGCGGGGCAUCGAGGUGUGCUCCUGGGCCUGCCGCGACUGGUCAGCCCCCUACGACGGCGAGGACCCCUCUCCGAACCUGGCGCCGGCUCCCCCUCCCCCUCCCACCAGCCACCCCAGCCUGAGCCUGGUGCCCGAGCACUUCUCUCUCCAGGGCGGCCCGACCGGUGCGGCCAGUGCGGGCAUGGGCUCAGGCGAGGCCGGCCAGAAGGAGCGGGCGGCGGUGGUGGCGGCGGCGCGUUCAGAGUGGAGCAGCUCGGAGCGCGAUAGCGGCGAGUGGGAUGUGACCAUCAGCAAGAACUGCAUCAGCCUGACACCGCGCAGCAAGAAGCGCAGCCUGCAGCGGGACCAGAUGCCACUCAACACCGCCCCGCUGCACCUACCCACCGCUUCCUCCUCUUCCUCAUCCUCAGCAUCAGCAGCAACGACAAUGCCGACCUCCACUGUGUCCACUUCUUCCACCCCUGCUCCCCCACACCAGGCCCUCUUUAACGGGACGGGCCGGGGGGACAGCUGCCCCGACCUUGCAGACGGGGGCAUGGAGGUGAAGAAGGUGAAGCGGGACGUGGAUUUGGACGCGAGCGUGAGCAUGGGCGGCUCCGGCGCGGAGCCGGGCCAGAACGGUGCGGUGGGCGUGUGCGCCCCCGAGGCCUGCCUGCCGCUACAGGGAGGCGUGAGCUGUGUUGAGGACCGCGGUGGCCCCAGCGCCCUCCAGCAGACGCUCCCGCAAGUGUCCUGCCAGCCUGACGGCCCGCCACUGUCCUUCCCGGCCCCGGCCCCGUCGCUUGACGAGGCCCCCCCGAAGCCCACUCCGUCUCCCGCCCCAGCAGCCCCGGAGGCGGCCUUAGCACCAUCGGCCUCCUCCUCCUCCUCCUCCGCCUCCUCCGCGGUGAGCCGGGGGCUGGAGUCGGUGGAGAGCCUGAUCGAGGAGCUCUUGGAGCGGGCACCCACUGCAGCGGCCCCACAGGCUGGGGACUCCAAUGGCCAGGGCAUCAGCAUCGAGGCCUUCCACCAGGAGCUGCGCGAGCUGGAAGAGCGCGUGAGGGAGCGCAGGGCGGUUGCCCAGGCCCUGGAGGAGCUGGCCAGAGAGCCGCCCGGCCUCGAGCACACAGAGGACGAGCUGCAGCCGCCGCCCACGCCGCUCGAGGCCGAGUCGGCCGCCGGCGAAGCCAAGACGGAGAACGCAAUGGGAGGGAUGUUCAGUCCUGCCAGGCCCCUGGGCCAGCCGGCCGCUCCUCCAUACACUGGACCGUUUAUUAUGGUGUUGUUUGCCAAGCUGGAGAACAUGCUGCAGAACUCUCUGUACGUGAACAUCCUGCUGACAGGCAUCGUGUUCCAGCUGGCCUGCUACCCGCAGCCUCUCAUCCGGUCCUUCCUCCUCAACACCAACAUGGUCUUCCAGCCCAGUAUCAAGUCCCUCAUCCAGGUGCUGGGCACGGUAAAGAACCGCAUCGAGGUGUUUGCCGCCAUGCACGAGGACUUCCCGGCCAUGCUGAGGAAAGCCCGGCGCUACCUGCUGGCCCGCGGCAAGCUGGACUGGAGCGACUCGCCCACCACUUUGCCCACCCUGCGCCGCUCCGACUCCAUGGGUGAGGUGAAGAGCCGUAAGCCGUCUCUGGGCGACCUGAUCUUGCGGCACACCAACAGCCCGACCCGUGCGCGCAAUGCCGCUCAGAUGGCCCUGGCGCACGUGCGCGACGGCGGCCAGUCUCUACACAGCGCCCUGUUCCGCGCCACCACCUCCUCCACCGCCUCCAGCCUGGAGCGGCAGGCCGAGGCGCUCCGGGUCAAGAACGCCGUCUACUGCGCUGUGGUCUUUGGAGAGUUCCUCAAGGAGCUGGCGGCGCUCGCCCAGGAGCAUGCCGUCGCCUUGCCCUUCCCCCGCAGCGGCCCUGGUGCCGAGGAAUGACCACACACACACACACACACACACUGCGCGCGCACACACACACACACACACCACAAUGACCCACAAACUGGCAUUUUUUUUCUUGCCACAUGAGGGCAGUAAUACGUUUAAUCGAACUGAGAGAGAAGCCUGUUGGGAUUUUUUAAUUGUUUGUGGAAAUUGCACAAGUGGCCUGUGCAUAUUUGUGUACAUACCUAUACAUAGAAAGAGUAUAAAUAUAUAAGAUAUAUAGAAUAUUUAUGUGUAUGAUGGGUUUUAUAUGCACAGAGACUGUGAACGCUGAACUGCUAUUUCCUGGAAAUGGUAUUCACACCUGUGUACACAAACACACACAUACACACUGUGUGCAGAGCUCUGCCACUGUAGAACUGUAUUCUAGCGGCUCAGCUGAAUGAAGUAGUUGUCCACCUGUAGUGCACGGCGAUCUCCUCUCAGCUCUGUAUGGCUGACCGCCCUCCCUCAGUCCAGUCUGAUACGGGACAGGAGAGGGCUCCCUGAAGUCAGAUCCUCAUUCGUUUUCUACACAUUUUUAAAACCCUGUUUGUCUCCGUGUGUUAGACAAGCGUCCAAUGAAUGCAUUCGUGGAAAACAUUUUUUGUUUUUGUUUUGUUGUUGUCAAAAAGGAAUAAGGGUUCACCUCUCACAACAUGGGGACAUAAAUGAAUCAUGAAUGGGGGGGGGGGGGGGGCGGGGACAAACAACGCUGCGCCUCUGUUUCGGAGCCUCCUCACAGCUGCACAUCAUCAGAGGAGGCCAACCCGUCGUCGGCAUCUCAGACUCGACCUCUGGCCCCGUGCUGCUGCUCUCACUCUGCGGUGGAGAGCUAGGAGCACGCCGGCCAAUCGUCUCUGACCACCAUCUCAAGGACACACCUCCACUUUAUUUUAUUAUUAUUAUUAUUAUUAUUGUUAUUUUUUUUUUUGGUUUUCUAAUUGACGCAUCACCUCUGUCGGAUGGAGAGAGGGGUAAUGGAGGGGGUAGGAGGCCAAAUACAACCCCAGUGAUGAGGAGUAGGAGAUCAGCUGCCAGACCUGCUACCUCCUCCUGUCCAGCGGCCAUCUCUCAUCUGUGUGGGAUCUGUAGUACUGGACAAAAGCAAACACUACAUGAGCUUGUGUGAAUGAUCAGAUUUGUCUCUUAAUACUUUAACACAUAUCAGCCAUGUGUGGGAGCUGCACACUUGUAUGAAGGCUUCUGCGUCGGUGCUAAGUGUUUGUACGGGUGUAUCUGUGUGUAAGUGUUUGUAAGUGAUGGAGAGAGUGAAAGAGAACGCACACGUCUUUUUUUUUAUAUUUUGCAUGUUCUCUGUUGGACUGCCAGCAGUUGAAGAAGGAGCCAGAAUCGUGAGCUGCCAUGUUCUGCAUCUUUCUGUGUCAUUGGGACGUGUGCAUUAUGAUUUUGAAAGCAGUGUUUCCGUUGUGUCCAUUAUUUGUUCAGUUAUCCUCGUUCAUUUCAUACACGCAUUCUCCUUCCGUCCCUGGUUCUCCACUACGUAUCUCUUUCUUUGAAAGUGAUAGCGCUACAAAGCGCUACAUUUAGGCCCUGUGGUCAGCCGAGACCACUUCUGACUGGGCGUGCUUGAGAGUAGGUGUCCAGCAGCAUUCUCCUACUCUUUGUGUUUUUUUAAGUUUUGCUUUUUUUUUUUUUAAGUGUGCGUCUGUGUGAACAAAGGCCCUUUAAUUGUCUGUCCAGGUGUUUGAGUGUAGAAGACAAAGCCCUUGGCUAGAAUGCUUGUUUCCUGGCUGCCUUGUUGGAGAUGGCCGCUGGUGAUGUGAGACCAGCUAGAACGUGCAGCCUUGGGACUGUCUGUCUGUCUGUCUGUCAUGUGUGUCCAGUUAUGAUCUGAGAUUUAGCUGUGGCUAACCUGCUUCCACCGCACAGUGUUGUUUGUACCAAUUCUGAUUGCCAACGCUCUUGUCACUUUGGGGGGUGUGUGUGUGCGCGCUAAUUUGAGACUCUCAGCAGAUUUGAAGUAUGUGGGUGCAUGUUUCCUAUGUAAUUUGGGUCGUCUUGUUGCUGAUGGCAACUGUCAAGCUUUUAGAAUAUUUUCUUUAAAACUCAAUGAACUCCUUCCAACAAGUCCACUCGAGCCAUCGAUUCCAUUUUAUCAUUUUUUCCCUUUUCUUUUGUUUGUUGUUGCAUGUCAUUGAAUGUUAGUCUUUGGAGCCAGAAGCCAAGUAAGAUUCACAUGUCUUCACGGGGGUCACCAGAUCAUCUGGAACACUGCGAGAACGAGAGAAGCGCAGUUCUUAACAGAUUGAGCUCGCGGCAGAUCUCCUCCGCCUCCUCUGAGCGCUCUCGGCCCUCGUGAGGGAAGGAGCAGGGGAGAGGGUGUCCGUCCAGGCUGUCUCUGAGACGAUAAAGGAAGUCUGCUCGGGAACCAGGCUUGACUGAUUCACUCAGAACUCGCUAGACUAGGGCUUUUAUAUUUCUAUUGUUUUAGUGUUAUUUUUAUUUAGGAUUGCAGUAUGUCUCAAAGCAUGGUUUAUCUUAUUUUUUUAUGGAAAGAGUGAUUGUGUGUCUUAUGCAUUGAGGAACAGUAGUGCCAAGUGGGGUUUUUUUCCAGUCUAUAGAUGAAGAUAAUGGUCUUAAGCCAUAUUCCCAGGGUUUGCCAGACUGUGGUCUCCAACCCUCUGAAUCGGUACAAGUAUAAUGUGUGGACAGGUGUGUGAGAGUGUAUGUAUAUGUGUGUGUGUGUGAGAGAGGGAGAGAAUGAGAGAGUGAGUGAAUGAUUGUGUGUGUGUGUGUGUGUGUGUGUGAUUCAUGCAUUGAUUCAGAACUCAUGAGAAUAUUUUGAUACACUUCUGUGCACUAAAGCUGUCCCAAAGAGAAAAAGGGAUUACAUCUCUCAAUAAAAAAAGAAAUGUUCAUUUCAGUCCAAAGUGGAUCCAAUCUUUAAAUCUUAUUUGGGUGCUUUUCAUUUUAACCAGAUUCUUUUAAUUAAUUUUUGUGUUAUCAAUUGACUCAUCAUAGCAAUUGUUUUGAAAUUUGUAUGCAUGUAUGGGAAUAUGCCAACAGAAAUGUUCAUUUUAAUAUUUUAAUUUCACAGUAUUCAGUGGUUCUUUUGUUUCGUUUUGCUUGUUCCUGUAUGGAUGUGUGUUUUUAAGGAAAUAAGGGGUGUCGGUCUCUCAAAAUCUAUGCAAAUCAUCCUCCUGGUUUUCUCCAACACCACUGCGAUCUGAGAAGGACUGGGUCCUCUGUAAAUAAUGUAUAAAGAGACACUGGGGCGGAACAUCGGAAACCAGAGACAACUUAAGUAAUCAAUAGGACUGAAUGGAACACAUGCAAAAUAAUGAAUGUUGUCAGAAUUAUUUUUCUAUAUUAAAAAAAAUCAAGAGGAAAAGUUAGGCAGCAAAAAAGCUGACACAACAACUUUGGGAAAAGCUGUAAGAAACACUACAAAGGGAAUGUUUUUAUUAAUUUAUAAAUGUUUUAACUGGCAA